AAAUACGGAAGCACAAACCGCGAUGUUUUGAAACUCUUCACCAUUUGAUAAUAUUCAAAUUAAUACGCAUUGUGUUCAUCGAAAUCCCCUUUAAAUCAAUUGUAUUUGUCGUUGAAUUGUAUAAAAAGUAUUUAACAUGCAACAUACAAAUCGAGUGUAAUUAAUAUUAUGAAAAGUAGGAUUAAGUAGCGCGCUAACUAUUAUUAGCUAACUUUUCCGUGUUGUCUAGGAAACGGAAACGCGCAAACAAAAGACGCAGGAUGUGACUCACUAAUCAACAAUUUCAACUUUAGAAACUUUUCUCCUGGCGACCAUGGUGCGGUCUGCCAGAGAUAACGAUGUCCCGUCUUUAGACAUUUAUUCUGAAGAUGAAGAUAAUACUGCAUUAACAGGAAUAAGCAACACUUCGGAUGAGAGCGGCGUGAAGCGCAGGGUAACGCCUGGGCGGCUCCCCGCACGGCCGCGGCUCUGGAGAGACACUCACCUGUGGCCCGCUCGGUUCUCUGUGCUCUGCAGCAUAGUCAUCGUCUCAUUCAUCGCUGUGCUGAUCUCAUUCUUGUACAUCGUAUUAAAAGAUUUAAGAGCAGAAAGGAUAACCACUGAAGAUGGAUCAGAAGUGAGACUCCUGGGUUUUUGGAGUAUUUUGGUCCUGUCUUCUGUGGCUGGAGUUUUGUGUUGCAGUUUCUCCUGGACUCUAACCUACUUUGACUCCUUUGAGCCAGGAAUGUUCCCUCCAACUCCUCUUUCUUCAGCCAGACUCAAAAGAAUGACCGGACACUCUUUCCACAUGGGCUACAGUAUGGCAAUACUCAAUGGAAUAGUGGCUGCUCUCACUUUUAUGUGGUAUCUCAACUGAUGCUCCUCAACUACCGCCCAUCUGCGGAGACCUCGACUGUCAUUUAACUCGCAAUUAUCAGGAGGCAAUUCCAAGUUUAAUGGCAGCAGGAACCGUCAAAUAAUGUUACUAAUAUAAAAAAAAAAAAUGAACAAAAACUAAAAAUUGAAUACUAGUUUUAAAACUUUAUUACAUUUAAAUUUCUCAGUCGUUAAGACACUGAAUAAAACAAUAAGUACACAGACUAAAAAAAGAUGGACAAUGUGUCUCCACUUCCUUCCACUGUAGAAAAAUGAAGCCAAAAUGUCCUGUUGACAUCUUGCACUGAUUACGUCAUUCGGAGCCUAAAGGGAUUCUGAGGUAGAGCCGCGGUAUUAAGGUCCCGCCCACACUUCAGCAGACACAAACAGCUGUCAAUCGUGACAUUACAUCCCAUUUUUAUAGCAUCAAAUAACUAACUAAAACCAAACUUAUUGGAAAAACAAACUCUUAGCGUGAUAAGAACUACCUAAAAUGACAGAAACCAUCUUUGAAAAACAUGUAUUUGAAGUGUAAUUGGAUUUUUUUAGUUUGGCUCACGUCCCAUUCAAUUACAUGGAGAGGGCGGGGUUUAUGACCUAUACCGCAGCCUGCCACCAGGGGGUGAUCAAUGUUUUGGCUUCACUAUUCAGGACGUUUGAGGCACACUUGCAAAGUCCAAUUUUUUUUUUUUUUUUUUAGAGGAUUUCUCAUAUUUUAAUAUAUGCUAAUUUGACAAAUUCAAUAAACGCACAUUGACUUUUUCUUAAUGGACUACAUUUCAGUAAAAUGGCAUUAGGGUUGUCAGGGUCUCUUUGUUUCCUAGUUAUUUUGUCUGAUAAAAGGCUUUUAUUACAGAAUCCUGUUGCUGCAGCUUUUUACCAUUACAAUAGCAGUGCAUUAAAUCUGCUUUUUGCCCUUUUGAUGUCAUUCAUUUAGUAGGACAACACGUACAGUAAAUGCAUUUAAGACUUUCUAAAUAAAUUGGACGUGCCUUUUAGGACCUCCUCUUAGCAAAGACUAGAGUCCCUUUGCAGUUUUGCUUUAUUAAAGCUGGAAGUUGCUGCUCUAUUGAGCGUUUUAAUGGGGGAAAUCAUUAAUACAAUAGCUGUUUUGUGGUUGAUGGAGAGUGACCGUGUUAAAGCUUUGUUGAGAGCCUGGGAGAAGGUCAGAGAGUGUACAAGUGUGGAUUUAAUUUAUGACUUUAAUUAUUUGAUGCAGACUCUGCCAGGCCAUGAUUACUUUUUUCUUCUUCAUUAGAUUAGCAGGCCCUGUAGCGACUCAUUUCAGCUAUGAACUGGUCUGUCUCGUUUAUAAAUGGAGUAUUAAUGUAUUGCCGCCUCUGUGAGUGUAUGUGGUUCCUAUAAUUUGUUUUCCUUUACAAGAAAUUUCCAUCUUCGUUUUAGCACAUUUAAAUAGACAUUAAAAGGUUAGUUCACCCAAAAAUGUAAAUUCUGUUUUCAUUUACUCACCCUCAUGUCGUUCCAAACCCGUAAAGGCCCGUUCACACCAAGAACGGUAACUAUAAAGAUAACUAUGAUAAUAACUAUAUUUGCGUCCACGCUAACAAACAAUAACGGUGUGUUUAUUCUAAGCUCACACGCCGCGGUUUCAAAGUGUGUACAACGUGUUUUUGCAAUUCUUGUUGCAUUUACAGGCUUUAACCAGCAGAUGUCCUCAGCAUGCUAUGUUUUGAGUGAAUAGCUAGUGUAAUCGAUCUAAUCUAACAGUCAAUUUAGCUGACAAAGUCUAUAUAGCGGAAUCAAAACAACACCUAGUCUUUUUCGCUGCAACUUCAAAGGAAGCAAGAACUAGCGCUGGAUAUCUGAGGUAAUUUUAUGUUACACUGUUUGCUAGCCUGGCAUAAUGAUCUCAACAUUAAUACUGCUCAUCAUUUAUUCGAGGGUAUGACCGAUUGUUUUUCAUAUUUAUUCAUACAUUUUCUUUAAAUUAUCCUUGAAAAUGGGGUUUGACUUAUCAAACAUUGGUGGAUUUUUCUUGACCUCGGCGAUUAACUUCUCACAAUGUCGUCUGUCAUUUUAAAUGCGCGAGCUUUUAAAAUAGAAUGGAUUCUGAUUGGCUGUCAGUGUUUCAUCGUUCAGCAGCUGGAAAAUAUCAUUCUGAAAGUGAUCCCAAUGAUAUAAUUUCUCUGUAUUGUUAUCGUUAUAGCUGUGGUGUGGACAGUGCUAUUCUUUUAUAUUUAUAACGAUUUUCAGAACUAUAUCUUUAUCGUUAUCUUUAUAGUUAUCGUUCUUGGUGUGAACGGGCCUUUAACACUUUUGUUCAUCUUUGAAACAUAAAUGAAGAUAUUUUACUGAAAUCAGAGAGAUUUCAGUCCUUCUGUUGACAGUCCACGCAACUUUCAUUAUAUAAAGUGAUCGAGUCUUUUCAGAAAAUGUGGACUUUGGGUUCAUAUGGAUUACUUUUACGAUCUCUUUAUGAACUUUUUGAAGCGACAAAGUGGUAGUUGCAUCAUGGACUGUCAAUGGAGGGACAGAUAUCUUUCAGAUUUCAUUUAAAAUAUCUUCAUUUGUGUUUCGAAAGAGGAGUGAAAGUCUUAAGGUUUUGGUACGACAUGAGGAAAGGUAAUUAAUGAAUUUUUUCAUUUUUGGGUGAACUAACCCUUUAAUUCUUGUUUGAGGAUUUUAGCAUUUCCAGAAGUAAUUUAUCCAUCUCAGCACCUGUUGCACCUACAUUAGUCGGGUAUUUUAAGGUAAAAGAGAGAUGAUUGUAUGCAUGCAUGAGCACACUCUCCAUGUUUUUUGUUUCUUAGCCUUACAAAACCUGUUCUUGCAUGACUUGGUGAUUAAAGUGUCUCUUUUAAUGCUGUUUCUGUUGAGGUGAAGGUCUGUCUGAAGUAAACAAAUCCAAACACACAUUCAGUCGUGCAGCACAGCUGUCACAGACAAUAUCCCAUCCUGAAACCACCUGACUUGGAGGUUGACUGAUUUCCUUACUUGUUUUCCUGCCAUUUAAAUAAUCAGGGAUGUAAAAACAACACUGGAAUAUUCAUUGCUUACCCAAGAAGUGGGAUAUUGUGUCAAAUAACGCUAGCAGAAUGAAUAUUGUAAGAAUUUAUUUAUGCAAAAAGCAAUAAAUUUGCAGUUUAAAUAAAAAA
Molecule: messenger RNA, 3971 nt
Organism: Megalobrama amblycephala (Wuchang bream)
Lineage: Eukaryota; Metazoa; Chordata; Actinopteri; Cypriniformes; Xenocyprididae
Gene: arl6ip6
Product: ADP-ribosylation factor-like 6 interacting protein 6
Source: RefSeq, a predicted model, not a curated record